Messenger RNA from Boeremia exigua, 2856 nucleotides. RefSeq lists its product as uncharacterized. Lineage: Eukaryota; Fungi; Ascomycota; Dothideomycetes; Pleosporales; Didymellaceae. Gene Ontology annotation, molecular function: DNA-binding transcription factor activity, RNA polymerase II-specific; RNA polymerase II cis-regulatory region sequence-specific DNA binding. The transcript has 2 exons. The coding region runs from base 365 to 2557 and encodes 730 amino acids. Gene Ontology annotation, biological process: regulation of DNA-templated transcription. The record is from RefSeq and is a predicted model, not a curated record.
AGUCGAGGGCCUGCUGCAGCGCGCAGAGGUAGGCGCCGGGGAGCUCAUCGCGGGGCGCAUCAGAAUAGCAUCAACCUAGCCCCAAACGGGCAUCAUCGUCUCUUGCUGCACAGCCCACCUCACUGCGUUGUGUUCACCGCGAGGGGACUCACACAGCCUCCUUCACUCUCCAGCCUCAGCCCGGAAAAGCCAGGCACGCGUCGCUCGCGGCCUCUCGACCACUCAGUGAGCGCGAAUCCGAGCUUGAAGUGCCCGCGCCCCCGCUCGUUGCUAGACAAGGCUACCUCACGUUGUCCCUGGGCCUAAGCGCGCCCGUCUACCUCACUCCUUGCACGCCAGAAUAGCAACACGCGCAACCACAGCCAUGGACAGCAUGCAGCAGCGCGGGCGCUCGCCGUCUGCAGGCCACCGCGCCCAUAUAAGGCAAACGCCGUCGCCGUCACCGCAUGCGCCUUUCCACAACAACGCGUCCGGCCUCGGCUUCGAUCAAUCCCAGCUACUGAACGACCCCGCCAGCUUCGCCGUCAGCCACGCCCAGCUCACGCCCUCGCAGUAUUUGUCCUCGGUGCAGUCGCAGCCCUUCCCGCCGCAGCAGGUGCUGUCCGACCAGGCCUUCCUGCACUCCAACCCCGCCCUGUCGCAGCACAACACGCCGCACUUUGGGCCGCAGGGAAACGCCCUCACCCCCGACCCGCUGGACAUCACCAAUCCCGGCCCGGCUGACUUCAGCAACUUCUUCGCCGGCAACGACCUGAACCAGGCGCACGCGAUCAACCCCGCGCAGUUUGGCAACUCGCUGGACCCCCACCUGCUUGAGAGUCAGCCGCAGCAGCAGAACCUCUCCAUCAACCCCACCGACCUGAUGGCCCAGAUGGCCACCUCGCAGCCGCAUGCGCCCACGCCGCCGCACCUGCUGCCAAACGCCAUGCACAACCAGCGCAGCCCCAGCCCCCAUGCGUCGCCGCACCAGAACCAGGGUGCCUUCUCGCCGCCCACCCACUCACGGCACCCCUCCCUCAGCCACUCGACUCUCGACCCUAGUGCAGCGUAUGGACAAGGCACCGAGUGGGCGAACAUGGCCAACUUCAGGGGACAUAGGCGGACUCCCAGCGAGUCUGCCUACUCAGAGAUCUCUUCGGCGCACGCGUCGCCGUUCUUGGUCACUCACGACAGCUUCGAGGAGACGCAGCCGUCGCCAAACCUCAACGCGCAGGCCGAUCCCCAGCUGUUCCAAAAUCCUAUUUCACAGUUCGAUCAAUUCAACUUGAAUGACGGCGCACACAUCAGCCCCGGUCACAGCCCUGCGAUUUCGCCGCGUCUAAUUCCACAGCAGCAGUCGUUGCCCGCGUUCAUGCCUGGCAGUUUUGGUCUCGAGUCAAACAUGAACCACCACUUUAAUCAACAGCAAGGAAUGGGCUAUCAGAACCAGGGCACUGAGGCAUUCCCUUCACUCAACGACUUCGGCCAGGCUGAUACAAUGUCCCCUCCUGAGAUCAACAUUGACUUUGCCCCGCCAUCGCGACAAGCAAGCUUUGAGCCACCUAAACCGGGGAGUACUGCUGAUGCUCUGACCGAUACUCUAAGCCCACCAGACCGAUCGAGGAGUCGUAACAGGACGCGCGCCAAGUCUGACCCUUUCAGCAGCGCGAGCUCGCGCGCCUCCACACCCGGCUUGGAGGUCCACCGAUCUUUGUCUCCCAGCGCUGCCAAGUCGCGCUCACCCUCGCCUUCUGGCAAAUCCUCCCGCCGCUCGUCGACGUCGAGUGUACCUAACCGAGAUUAUAUUCUGGAUCUUGCAGAUCCCUCGCGACCCAGCAAUCCUGGGGAUGGUUCCAACCCCAAGCGCACGCAAAAGCACCCAGCCACUUUCCAGUGUACACUAUGCCCAAAGCGUUUUACCCGAGCCUACAACCUGCGUUCGCAUCUGCGCACUCACACCGACGAGCGCCCGUUUGUGUGCAGCGUUUGUGGCAAGGCAUUCGCUCGCCAGCACGACAGGAAACGACACGAAGGCCUGCACUCGGGAGAGAAGAAAUUUGUCUGCCGCGGUAAUCUCAAGGAGAACGGUCAUUGGGGUUGCGGCAGGCGGUUCGCUCGUGCAGACGCUCUUGGUCGUCAUUUCAGGUCUGAAGCUGGCCGCGUCUGCAUACGACCCUUACUCGAGGAAGAAGCGCAAGAACGAGGUGGCUGGGACGGUCAGCAACAACCCAUGGCUAACGGCAACGGCAUGUUCAACCCCGCGCCGCAGAAUUUUGGCGGCAUGAUGCAGACACAGCCUGGCUACGAAAACUUCCCGCAAUUGACACAGGCGCCUCAGCCCUUCCUGCCCGCUGCGCUGCUCGCCCAGUACCCAGCUCUUGCGACCAUGGACUGGAACUCUAUGCCCCUGAACGGGCCUGACGAGGCUGAUGAGAUCAGCGGCCGCAGCAGUUUCGAUGCUAGCAGCGGAGGAGAGUACUACGAAGACGAGAGCGACAACUACCAGCAAGGCCAGCAAUCAGUCUUCGCAGGCAAUAACAGUGGCUGGGUGAGUGACAGCUACGAUGGGCGAAAUUAGGAGUCUCUGCCCUAGCACUGCGACGUUCACAUCUUUGGCCUUUCUUUUUUCAACGGCCUCGCGCUUGGGUUUAUGAUUGUGGCUUAUUACUCUUCUGAUACCUUCUUCUUUUUCAAGAUACCACUGUCACUGCAGACAUGCAUGUCAUGUUUCGUGCGUUGUUUACUCAGGGUCCAAUAUACCCCAGCCUUGGAAAGUUCUUGUUCGGAUUGGUGUUUUGAAGACUCGCGAUUGCGGUCACUUUCUAGGUGUUUUGGUCCAUAGAUGAUACCAUAGCAAAGAUGAUCAAAGUUCCAAAC